Nestor notabilis (Kea) is the source of this 621-nucleotide messenger RNA. RefSeq names its product keratin, type I cytoskeletal 14-like. The record is from RefSeq and is a predicted model, not a curated record. Lineage: Eukaryota; Metazoa; Chordata; Aves; Psittaciformes; Psittacidae. Gene Ontology annotation, cellular component: keratin filament. Gene Ontology annotation, molecular function: structural molecule activity. The annotation marks the transcript as partial. The transcript is spliced from 5 exons.
GCCUUCACCAUGAGCACCACUGUCAGGCAAUACUCCUCCUCCAUGUCCCUCAAGGGACUCGGGGGCCUGGGAGGAGGAUCCAGAGGGAGCUAUGGGGCUGGCUUGGGGUCUGGCCUUGGAGCCGGCUUUGGAGCUGGCUUUGUAGGUGGCUUUGGAGGCGGCGAUGGCAUCCUCCAAGCUGGCGAGAAGGAGACGAUGCAGAACCUCAACGACCGCCUGGCUGUCUACCUGGACAAAGUGCGUGCCCUGGAGGAGGCCAACACUGACCUGGAGGUCAAGAUCAGGGAAUGGUACAAGAAGCAGGCACCUGGUCCUGACCGUGACUACAGCCCCUACUACAGGACCAUCGAGGAGCUCAGGAACAAGAUUCUUGCCGCAACUGUUGAAAAUGCCAACAUCGUCUUACAGAUUGACAAUGCCAGGCUGGCAGCUGAUGACUUCAGAACCAAGUUUGAGACGGAGCAGGCUCUGCGCCUGAGCGUGGAGGCAGACAUCAACGGCCUGCGCAGGGUCCUGGACGAGCUGACCCUGGCCAGAGCCGACCUGGAGAUGCAGAUUGAAAACCUAAAGGAAGAGUUGGCCUACCUCAAGAAGAACCACGAGGAGGAGAUGAAUGCCCUG